Molecule: messenger RNA, 978 nt
Organism: Lycium ferocissimum
Lineage: Eukaryota; Viridiplantae; Streptophyta; Magnoliopsida; Solanales; Solanaceae
Exons: 3
Coding region: 1-978 (325 amino acids)
Source: RefSeq, a predicted model, not a curated record
AUGGAGAAGCUAAAAGAGGAGUUUGACGGAGUGAAGACUGUCAAACUCCUAACUCUUAAAAGAGAAUUUGAGAUGACAAGGAUGAAGGAAGGAGAUACUGUGAAAGACUACUCUGCCAAACUUUUAGAGAUUGUAAAUAAAAUCAGAUUAUUUGGUGGAGUCUUUCCAGAUUCAAAGGUGGGGGAGAAGAUGAUGAUAAACUUUCCAGCAAGGUUUGGGUCCAAGAUUUCAGUAAAAGAGGAAUCUUGUGAUUUGAAGACUUUAUCGAAGCAGUUAGGCGAUCGCAAGUUGCAAGCCCAAGAACAAAGAUCAAGUAUAAGAGAUGAAGAAGUAGCAGAAGUGGCAUUUCAAGAAAAGCAUAAAGGCAAGCAUCCUAUGAAGGACAAUAAAAUGAUGGAAGGAGAUAAAGUAGCAAAAGGGAAAACAUGGAAGGAAUCUUUCAAAGAAAGGGAAGUUUCCACCUUGCAACCAUUGUCACUUGAGAAGAAUUAUAGGGUCAAGCAGAACCAACCACAACAAAACCAUUUGCAACAGGCAAAUUUUACUGAAGAGUCAGAAAAGGAAGAAAAAGUCUUGUUUAUGGCUUCUCAUGAAGAAAACACAACCAACAAAUCCACAUGGUUCACAGGUAGUGGAUGUACGAGUCAUAUGUCACACAAUGAGCUUCUGUUUCACACACUUAACAAGUUAAUUAGAACUAAAUUCAGGAUGGGAAAUGGUGAAACAGUAGAAGCACAAGGGAAGGGUUCAGUUGCCUUUCAGACUAAACAAGAAAUGGUGAAUAAAAUCUUUCCUUUAGACGAGAAUCUUGAUAGUGCCAAUUUUGCAAGUUUGGACGAUUCAUGGUCGUGGCACAAAAGAUAUGGGCAUUUUAACUGUGCUACUUUAAAGUCUAUGUAUGAAAAGGGCUUGACGAAGGAUUUACUUGAGAUCUCAUUGUUACGGUUCACUUUUAUGCAAGUGCAUAAAAGCUACUGA